Messenger RNA from Danio rerio (zebrafish), 1896 nucleotides. The record is from RefSeq and is a predicted model, not a curated record. Lineage: Eukaryota; Metazoa; Chordata; Actinopteri; Cypriniformes; Danionidae.
UUAAGGGUCAUCUGUAGGCUGGUGUGUGUUUGUCUUGGUCAGCACAAACACAGCUGACGUCACCCGCAGCUUUUAGACAGUGCUAAACUUCUCCUUGUGUCUGCAUGGCAGGAACCAAAAAAGCAGAAGGUAGAAAGUAAGAUUCGUUUCCUUUCAGAAAGCUCUAUGAAAAGAAACGUAAACUAAACCAUGAAGCAUUUGCAAAACAGCUCAGCGCACUGGCUCUGGGGGUCUUUCUGAGGCUGGACUUCAUUACUUCACCCAGCAGGACUCAUCAAUGGAGCAAACAACGCAGCUCAGCUUCUCCAACAGCAGCGUCUCCAACAGUUCAUCCUGUUCUCGAGACGGCGCUCUGAAAACCAUCGUCUUCCCCGUCCUCUACUCCAUCCUCCUCAUCCUGGGAUUAUCCCUGAACGCUCUGGCGGCUUGGGUUUUCCUCCGGAUCCCCAGCAAAUCCCACUUCAUCAUCUACCUGAAGAACAUCGUGGUGGCCGACAUCAUCAUGACCCUCACAUUCCCCUUUAAAAUAUUAUCCGAUGCCAAUGUAGCGUCCGUGGGCAUCCGCAUUUUUGUGUGCCGCGUGUCCUCCGUGCUCUUCUACCUCACCAUGUACAUCAGCAUCCUGUUCUUCGGUUUGAUCAGCAUCGAUCGCUGCAGAAAAACCAUGUGGCCGUUCGUAGGCACCAACCCCAAACGUCUACUGCACAGAAAACUGCUUUCGGGAGUCAUCUGGACGUCUCUCCUGGCUCUUUCGCUCCCAAAUGUAAUCCUGACCAGUCGUCCGAAUAUUGGAGAGCGCUUCAAAUGCAGCGAUCUCAAAACUGAGCUCGGACUGCAGUGGCAUGAGGUGGUCAAUCAUAUAUGCCAGGUCAUCUUUUGGGGAAACCUUAUAAUCGUGAUCAUAUGCUACACGCUUAUUUCCAGAGAGCUCUACAAGUCGUACGCCCGCACGAGGUCUCCGCGUGGGACGCAAAGCAAGAAGAAACACAUCCAGGUUAAUGUGUUCCUGGUGUUGGCCGUGUUUUUCAUUUGUUUUGUGCCGUUUCACUUCGCGCGAGUGCCCUACACCAUCAGCCAGACGCGCGCCCUCCUGUUCAGCUGCCCGCAGAAGCUGUUUUUCUUCAAGCUGAAGGAGAGCACGCUGUGGCUGUCCUCCCUCAAUUCUGUGCUGGAUCCGCUCAUCUACUUCUUCCUCUGCAAGUCCUUCAGGUCGUCGCUGUUUAAUGUGAUGCGAUUGGCUCCGGGACGCUGCAGGAUCCUGAGGGAGCUCGGGACAGAUUCGGCCGGCGAUCAACAGGGAAACGCACUGACAUGAUGGACAAAACACGGACACACACAUGGGAAAAACACUGGGGCUUGUUCUGUAAACAUGCAAUUAUACAAUGGGCAAGUGUUUUUCAACCACAGAUACACUAUCAAUCAGAGGUUGAUGUGUUCUUAAAGGUCCUGUUGAAUUAAAAUAGAAAAAUGUCGAUGUUACGCUGCAAAAAAAGCUUUCCUUACUUUGAUUUUUUUUGUCUUUUUUUCUAGUCCAAAUAUCUAAAAAUUCUUAUAUCAAGAAGCAUUUUCUAGACAAGCAAAACAUAUUGUCUUGUUUUUAGAAAUAAUGUGCUAAAAUUAAGUCAGUUUUUCCUUCAAACAAGCAAAAUAAUCUGCCAAUGGGGUAAGAAAAAGGAUCUUGCUUUUCCUUUUGACUUCCAGGAAUAUUUUUCUUACCCCAUUGAUAAACGAAGAACCAGUCAGUUUUCAUAACGGAUAAACAGCUCUCUGUAAUAUUUCAGCAUGCUUUCACUUGAAACAUGAAACUCACAUUUACUGAUAGGAAUGACAUUCGCCCUACUCAUAAAUCUUAUUCCAACCCAAGCUCAUUCUGGAAACGUAGCCCCGCGGAUGUUU